This is a messenger RNA of Paramisgurnus dabryanus, 2654 nucleotides long. It is a transcript of the gene tnfrsf1a, whose product is annotated as tumor necrosis factor receptor superfamily, member 1a. Gene Ontology annotation, biological process: signal transduction; inflammatory response. Gene Ontology annotation, molecular function: tumor necrosis factor binding; tumor necrosis factor receptor activity. The record is from RefSeq and is a predicted model, not a curated record. Gene Ontology annotation, cellular component: signaling receptor complex; membrane raft. NCBI's taxonomy places the organism in Eukaryota, Metazoa, Chordata, Actinopteri, Cypriniformes, Cobitidae.
CUUCCUGGCGCCUCGAAUUCCUGCAUCAUAUGAUGUGUGGCACGAGGAGGAGCAGUUCAGUGUUGUGACGCAUACCAUUUCCAGUAAACGACUGCCCCGUCUCUGAAGAGAUGGACGAAGAACCAACUUCACAAACUUAACAUUUCUAACCCGUUUUGUAUAUUUGGACUUAAUUGAGGAUGAUAAACGUUUUUGAACGAUACAGAAAAGAGGAUGUUUAAUAGCAAUGAGUGAAGUGUGAUUGAUGAAGUGAGAAACAGCGCCCUCGAGCGAUCAUGAGGCACGACAGCACAUCUCACCGCUGGACGCUUCACAUCAUCAUCAUUUCUUUAUUUCUGGUUUUAAUCAGCCAACCGUAUGCAACAGUAGAUGCAGCUGCAUUGGUUAAAUGUGCUGAGAAUGAAUACUAUAAUCUUGGAUUCUGUUGUGAUAAAUGUCAUCCAGGGUAUAAGCUUAAAGACAAAUGCCUUGGCCAGGGACAAAGGUCAGUCUGUGAGAAAUGUGAGAAUGGGACUUACUCACCCAAAUCCAACUUUUAUGAUAAAUGCUUCAGUUGCAAAAAAUGUGAUAAAGACAAUAUGGUCACGAUGUCAGACUGUACGAUCACCAAAAACACUGAGUGUAAAUGUCUGGACGGAUAUUACAUGAAGAUGUUAGACGACACGACGCAAGAAUGUAAAAAAUGUAAAACAUGUGGAGAUGGACAGUUGACAGCUGGAAAUUGUACUGGGGAAAACUAUAACCACUGUAUAUGCAAAGACAAACAUUACAAAGUGAAAAACAACCUUUGUGAGCCAUGUGAUGAAUGUCGUUUUGGGUGUGAACACCUGUGCAAAUCCGAAGUUCCAACAAGAACCCCGAUUCAUGCGACUACUCCUCCUAGCAACACAGUUUCUCAAAUAGUGGUCCCGAUUUGCGCAUGCAUCAUAGCCGUAUUGGUGGGAGUGUUUAUGUUAUACGAGGCCAUCAGGCUCUGGAGGAAAAGGAAACGAGCUUCGUCGAACCAGUCGUCAUCACGUGAUGAUAAGGCGAAGCCUGAAGACGAGCCAAUGAUGGUAGAAGUUUCAUCAGUCACAGAGAUAGAGGAUGUUUCAAGCUCAAACCAGCUGUAUGAAACAGAACUGUGCAGAGAUCUUCCAGACUGCGUCCCAAGAGAGAUUAAAAUUCCCGAGUUCUUCUACUUUGUGUUGGAUGAGAUCCCUGUCGGACGAUUUAAAGAACUCGUUCGGCGCCUUGGUGUCUCAGAGCCGGACAUUGAAAGAGCAGAAAACGAUCACCGGGCGUGCAAAGAUGCCCAGUACCAAAUGCUGAAGGUUUGGAGUGAUAGGUGCGGUGGAGGAGGGAACAACAUUUUGUCGUGUCACCUCAUCCAGAUGUUUAUAGAUACAUUGAGAGACAUGUAUUUAUCCAGCUGCGCAGAUAGCGUUGAGACCAAGUUCCUUUCACAAGACAGAAACAUUUCACAAUGAGAUGAUUAUGGAGACAUACAGGGCAUUAACAGAGAACUUAAACUUCCACUUAACUCCAUUUCUGGACUGUUUUCAAGUGGAAGUGGAAAUGCAUGCGACAGCAUUUUUUUAGUCGUCGAUCAAAUUUCACACUACCGUUUUUUGCCUAGUAUUUUUUUUAUGAAUAUGCAUAAUGUUGUGAUUUUAUAUGGCGUUGUCAAGGCUCGAUGAGUGCUGUAAGAGUUUAUAUCUGAAUAAGGGUGGUGGGGUGUAGUGGGGUUUGGAUAUAUUUGUGAACAAUAACUGGGUGUGACUCUUUUAAAGGUUUCAGCAAAUGUUUCUCAUGUAAUGGAAAAGCCAAAAACUCUCCUAGUUCUUCUUUUUUAGAAUCGGGGCGAAUCUCACGAAACAGGACAAGAUUAAAUAAGUAAUAUAAAAAUUUGAUAAGCUUUAUUUGAAUAUUUUUUAAAUAAAAAUUUUAUAUGAUGAAACUAUAAGACAACACAUUAAUAUCUAAAGUGAAACAUUCACUCAAUAAUGUCUCUGUCUUUACAGAUUAAAGGUAUAUUGAUGUUAUUGAGCCUUCAAUAUGUUUUUAGUAUGAACUGUCUAUAGUUGCACUCUUUCGUGGAUGUAAAUUUUAUGUGUAUCCUUCCACAAGCCUUCACAUGUGCUGUUGUACAGUAUGGUGCUUAUAGCAUUAAUUUUUAAAUGAAUAUAUGAACAAUACAGCUGGUUUCAAGGUGCAUUUAACAUUAUCAUUGUUUAUACUGUAUAUGUUGCUGUAUGUUUAUUAACUGUUAAACUGCUUAUUACACAUAUUUGUGUCACCGCUCCAGAGAAAAUGAAACAAUGAAAAGUUUUCAAUUAAUAAUUUGUUAACCUACAGUAUAAGGAAGCAGGAAAGCAGUUGCCCUGUUUCUUUUGAUUUGUAGUGUUUCUAACGUAAACGGAGGACUUCGGGUUUUUACCGAUUUAAUUUCCUGUAAUUUGUGUAUUUUUUUGAGCAUUCACAUCAUGAGUGAAGGUUGGGAGCAUUUCUUUUUGUAUAAAGACAAAUUCCUUAAAGCCUUUCUGAAGUUGUAUGCACAAAUGAGCAUUUUAUUUUCUUUGUUUCUUUUUUAAAUUUGAAAAAAGUGUUUUUUUAUAAAAAUGUAAUUUUGUAUUUUUAUAAAAAAAUCAAAUAAAGAAAUUCAAUUCACAUUA